Molecule: messenger RNA, 1215 nt
Organism: Hyla sarda
Lineage: Eukaryota; Metazoa; Chordata; Amphibia; Anura; Hylidae
Product: putative proline-rich protein 21
Exons: 4
Coding region: 1-1215 (404 amino acids)
Source: RefSeq, a predicted model, not a curated record
AUGGUCAUCCUGCAAGAAAAUUCUCGCAUGUGGGAAAUUCAUGCCUCUGCGGAGAAAGCUACACGAUGUAGCUCUCCUACAGGAGGUAAAAGUUCUCCACUGCCACCCUUGGAAGUAGCACUUUGGACAGACCAGUUGAGACUUGAAGGCAGCUCGGUUACCAGGCUCCAUACAUCCAGCUCCAUACAUCCAGCUCCAUACAUCCAGCUCUACGCAUCUAGCUCCAUACAUCCAGCUCCAUACAUCCAGCUCCAUACAUCUAGCUCCAUACAUCCAGCUCCAUACAUCCAGCUCUACGCAUCUAGCUCCAUACAUCCAGCUCCAUACAUCCAGCUCCAUACAUCUAGCUCCAUACAUCCAGCUCCAUACAUCCAGCUCUACGCAUCUAGCUCCAUACAUCCAGCUCUAUACAUCCAGCUCCAUACAUCCAGCUCCAUACAUCCAGCUCCACACAUCCAGCUCCAUACAUCCAGCUCCAUACAUCCAGCUCCAUACAUCCAGCUCCAUACAUCCAGCUCUACGCAUCUAGCUCCACACAUCCAGCUCCACACAUCCAGCUCUAUACAUCUAGCUCCAUACAUCCAGCUCCAUACAUCCAGCUCUACGCAUCUAGCUCCACACAUCCAGCUCCACACAUCCAGCUCCAUACAUCUAGCUCCAUACAUCCAGCUCCAUACAUCCAGCUCCAUACAUCCAGCUCCAUACAUCCAGCUCCAUACAUCCAGCUCCACACAUCCAGCUCCAUACAUCCAGCUCCACACAUCCAGCUCCAUACAUCCAGCUCCAUACAUCCAGCUCUACGCAUCUAGCUCCACACAUCCAGCUCCACACAUCCAGCUCCAUACAUCUAGCUCCAUACAUCCAGCUCCAUACAUCCAGCUCCAUACAUCCAGCUCUACGCAUCUAGCUCCAUAUAUCCAGCUCCAUACAUCCAGCUCCAUACAUCCAGCUCCAUACAUCCAGCUCCACACAUCCAGCUCCACGCAUCAAGCUCCAUACAUCCAGCUCCAUAAAUCCAGCUCCAUACAUCUAGCUCCAUACAUCCAGCUCUGCACAUCUAGUUCCAUACAUCCAGCUCCACACAUCCAGCUCUAUACAUCUAGCUCCAUACAUCCAGCUCCACACAUCCAGCUCUAUGCAUCUAGCUCCAUACAUCUAGCUCCAUACAUCCAGCUCCAUGCAUCCAGCUCCAUACAUCCAGCUCUAUGCAUCUAG